Messenger RNA from Kalmanozyma brasiliensis GHG001, 5547 nucleotides. Its product is annotated as Formin, FH2 domain protein. Bases 1 to 5547 code for a protein of 1848 amino acids. The transcript has a single exon. Gene Ontology annotation, cellular component: cell division site; mating projection tip. Gene Ontology annotation, molecular function: actin binding; small GTPase binding. Lineage: Eukaryota; Fungi; Basidiomycota; Ustilaginomycetes; Ustilaginales. The record is from RefSeq and is a predicted model, not a curated record. Gene Ontology annotation, biological process: mitotic actomyosin contractile ring assembly; actin filament bundle assembly; barbed-end actin filament capping.
AUGGACUCGAUCUUUGGCCGCAAGAAGCGCUCGCGCCAAUUCAAUUCGGACGCCGCCGACAAGGCCAUCCCAUACGAGCGCACAGCCAGCGGUCGCAAUCCCCUCUCGGGCGACAAUGCGCACCCUAGCUCAUCCUACUCGAGCCCAACCAGCUCCAAGCUCUCCAUCGGCAAUCCUCAGGCCAAUCCUUCCCUCGGCAGCGGUGUACAUCGCUCCAGCGCCUACUCGGACGUCUACUAUGAUACGCCUCGAUCCAGACUCGGCAGCUAUGCUUCCUCGUCCAUCGGCACCGAAGGCUUCGAUAUGUUCCCUUCCUCGGCAUCCAUCAUCUCGCAUGCCAACGGCUCCACCGUCUCGACCUCAUCCCAUCGUCGCAACAUGUCCUCCGUCUCUUCUGCUCGUCAUGGUCUAGGCACGCACGACUCGAUGCAGUCCGGCUCCUCCGCGUAUGCCCUCAACGGCACGCGCUCUUCUCGCUAUAAUUCCAGCAUCGGCACAGGCGCAGGAGAUACCAGCAGCAUCCGUCACAACGGCUCCCAGCUACCCAACGACGUCAUUAGCAGAAUGUCGGUCGCUUCUACGGCCACAGGGGGUGGCUAUUCGCAGUACCUGGAAGAUAGCCGAACAGGCGGUCCAAGUGCCAGCACCAGUGGAUCGACGCUGGCCAGAGACUCGUAUCUCCCUCAACAACAGCAGCAGCAGCAGCAAUCACACCCAUCAUCGCAGUCCGGCGGCAAAGCACCCGAUUUUGUCCUCCAACGCCCACCAGACGCCGAAGUCGAACGCCUCUUUGCCGAACUCAUGGACAAGCGCGACUUUCUCAACGUCCCCGGCGGCAACCUCUCGGAUGAGCUCAAAGAGACCGCUCGCCGCAACAUGCUCAGUUUCAGCGCCGACAAAAAGUGGACCCUCGUCUACAACGACAAGCUCACCGAAUGGCAUGCCGAAAAGGAACGCGAUCGCAAUCGUCGCCAGCACUCGGUGCAAGCAGGUCCAGCAGGCACAGGCUCCAGUCUGGUCAUCACGCGCAACUCGCCGAAAUGGUUCAUCAAAAAGUUCAUGGACGGGACCGUGACGACCAAGCACAUCGAGUCGCUCGCCGUGACGCUGCGAACCUGUGCCAUCGGCUGGAUCCAGAGCUUUGUGGGAGCCAAAGGAACGCCUGUCCUCGCCAGCUUCUUGAGCGGACUGCACGCCAAAGGCAUCAAGAGCGAUAACGACCUGGCGCUCGAAUACGAAGUGCUCAAAGCGUUCCGAUCGCUCUUCAACUCGAAACCGGGCGCCAACGAUGCGCUGACCCAACCGAAAUGCAUCAGUGGCAUUGCGCAUUCCAUGAUCUCGCUCCAGCUCACCACGCGCAAGCAGGCUGCCGACAUUCUGCUCUUCUUGUGUCACUGGGACAAGCCUACCGGGCACCGCCUCGUGUUGAAGGCCUUUGACGACCUCAAGACAAGCCAGGGCGACCACGGUCGCUUCGACGCGUGGUUCCGCGUGCUCGAGCAGACCAUCGACGGACGCGGCAAGAUGGGCUCCAUGGUCGGCGCUUCCGAUGAAGUCAAGAAGCUCAGCGUGGUGGGACCGUACGAAUCCAGCUUGAACGAGUACGCCAUCAACAACAUGUUUCUCAUCAACGCCAUCCUCAAUUCGGACAUCGUCCCCGAGUUCGAGGUACGCGUCCACCUUCGCAACCAGAUGGAGGCGAGCGGACUGCAGCGCAUCUUGAUCAAGAUGCACGCCUUCAAGAACAUGGAUCUGGAUGCUCAGAUCGGUGUCUUCGAGAAGGGUGCCGAGGCGGAUCACGAGGAUGUCGUCGAGACGUUCAACAGGGACGUGCUCACCGAUCUCAGCGAUCCCGUCGACGUGUUUCGCGCGAUCGUGGACAAGGUCGAGGGCUCGCGAGCGUACGACUUUUUCCUGUCAGCGUUACAGCAUCUGUUGUUGAUUCGUAGAGAUGGCGACGACCUCGUACACUACUACCAGCUCAUCGACUCGAUGGUGACCUCCGUGGUCAUGGACCGUAAGGGCGCUGUCGAAGGCAACGACAUUUCGUCCCUGCUGGGCGUGUCGGUGAACAACGUCCUAUCUCGCUUCGCCGAUCAGGACCACAUUAACUCGAUGCAGUCCGAGCUGCAAAAGGCCAAAGCUAGAGCGGCCGCACUCGAGCAGGAACGUUUGGACCUCGAAGCGAAACUCAAAGCGGGCUCCGGCGGUCUCAUCGGCACGCUGCAAGAGCAGAUUGAAAAGCUCGAGGACGACCUUUCGCUCGCUCGCGGCAACGCCGGCGCAGCGCGAGACGAGAUGGACGAGAUGGAAAAGGCCUACAUCGACCGAGUGGUGGCGCUCGAGAUCCAGAUCCGAGAGCUGUACGACAUGCUACGGGAAGCGCAGAUGGAUGUCAGCGAUGUAGCUGCGCCGGGCAAGGGCAGUCUGGAUCGCAAGCAGCUCGUGGAUACGCUGGAAAAGCAGCUCGAGCGCAACAAGACGAUCCGCAAGCUCGAGGCGAAUGCGCGCAAGAACAAGGGCGCUGCGCCUCCUGUCCCCGCUUUGCCCGGAGUGCCGACCGAGGAUGAUCGUAAGCGCAUCUCUGCGUCGGUGCGUCGCCAGUCGACGUUGUCAAGGGCGGCGGCGGAGAAUGGUGCCGAAGAGGAGGGCGUGGAGGACGACAACGACGUUGUUGAGGAAGACGAGGGACCUGAUGAAGAAUCGCUGGAUCCCGAAACGGCGAAAUGGAAGAUUCAGGCGACCUUGGCAGCAGGAAUGGCGCAAAACACCGAUCUGGCAUCGAGGAUGGUGGAUGCACGCGAAUCGCGCCGUCGCAAACCACCGCCCGAGGACGGCAAGCGUACGUCGCAUCCUGCUGUCCGGACGUUGCUCGACGAGAUCCGCCGCGAGCGUGGCGACGAAGAUCCGGAUUCCGAUGACGAGCAUAUCGCCGGACGAGGCAAGAAGAAGGCCAGUGCAUUGGCUAGCGUUGCCGAGGGUCAGGUCGCUGGUCCAGAUGCAGACGCUCCUUCGAGCUCGGCAGCACCACCGCCACCACCACCGCCUCCCCCUCCCCCGCCUCCUCCUCCGCCGCCGCCGCCCUCGAUGAUCAUGCCGCCGCCCCCGACGAUGGCAGCGGGUCCAAAGGCUCUGCUCGACUCGGCAGCCAUGCCUCCACCACCGCCACCGCCACCACCCCCGCCCGCAUUCGGCCUGCUGCCCACCAUCACCCACAGCGUCAACUCCGAGAUGCGUUCCGCGUUUUCGACCCCCGACUCGUCUCGCCCUGGAUCCAUGCUGGUCUCGAGCACAGGCACAGGCGUUCCGACUGCGCCACCACCGCCUGGCUCGAUCACCGACUCGCCUUUGCAGGACAGCAGCCAGUUCCGCAACUCGAUGAUGAAUGUCCGUGCCUCUUACCUUCCGACGCACCUCGGUCCUGCCGGCCCCAUCGCCGCGCCUCCUGCGCCCGGCGCCGCCGGUCUUUUCGCGAACCACGCCCUCAGCCGCAAAGACGUGCUUGCCAUGGCUCGCUCCAAGAUGAAGCAGCUGCAGUGGGACAAGCUCUCCCCCCAGCACGCAGCAGAAACCAUCUUUGGCCAGCACGAGCUCACGGCGGACGAAGAGCAGGUGGUCAAGAUGCUCCAAUCCGAAGGGCUGUUCGACGAGAUGGAGGAGGACUUCAAAGCCAAGCAACCCGUCAAGAAGUCGGCUUCCACCGCGAAGAAGGACAAGCUGGAACUGAAGACGCAUCUGAGCCUGCAAACCCGACAAGGAAUCGAGAUGGUUCUCAAGCGGGUCAAGUCGAGUCUCACCGAAUCGAAACAGGCGAGUCCGGAAGAGGUGGCGCAUCACAUCAUCAACUGCAACGAGGCGGUGCUGGACCAGAGUUUCUUGACGGAGCUGCUGCGGCACUAUCCGGAGAGCGAGACCAAGGGGCAGCUGGGCGAGUAUCGAAAUGCGUCGGACGAGGAGCUGCGGUUGUUGCACCCGGCAGAUCGGUUGGUGGUGCUGCUGAUGACGGUGCCGCAUCUCAAGGAGAAGGUCAAGGGUCUGUUGUAUAUGACCAAGUACCGGGAGACGUUUGAUCUCAUCAAGGCGGGAACGGUCAAGGUUCGGGAUGCAUCCGAGGGGUUGAUGAAGGCCAAAUCCUUCGCUCGACUGUUGAGCCUCAUCCUGAUGAUGGGCAACUACCUCAACUCGACCGGUGUUCAAGGUGGAGCAUUCGGUUUCAAGAUCACGUCGAUCAACAAGCUCGUCGACACCAAAGCCUCCGACGGUACGACGCUGCUCCACUUCAUUGAGCGCACCAUCUCCAAGUGCUUCCCCGAAGUCGAGAGCUUCAUGGACGAGCUGGAGCUUCCUGCCGAGGCAUGUCGGGUUCAACUCUGGGAUCUCCGUCGCGAUCUGGCCGAGCUCAAAUCGGGCUCGUUCCAGCAUCGCAAGGACCUCGAUCGUCUACUCGACGAGAACGAGGACAACCUCACCGAUCCGUACGUCAAGAUCAUGCUUCCAUUCCUCAACGACGCCGCAUCGGAUCUUCAGCGGCUCAACGACCAAGUGCAGUUUGCCGAACGGACGUACAACGAGGCGCUCAAGUUCUUUGGCGAAGGUCCUGAUCCGAAGAAGCGCGGUCUGGGUCAGUUGGCCAACCAGACGAUGCGCACGGAGGACUUUUUCGGUAUCUUCAAAGAGUUUUUGGCGGCGUACAAGAAGUGUAAAGUGGACAACGUCAAAAUUGGCGAGCAGCGGGUACUGGAGGCGAAACGGCGGGCGGCAGCGGAGGAGCGGGAGAAGGAGCGACAGGAGGCGAUCGCCAGAAAGGAGGCGGGAGUGGACGAUUCCGCGGUGCUGGAGACGCUACUCGGCAGUCUAAGGAGUGGAGGUGGGGGACCGAACAAGCAACGACGCAAAGCGCGGGAGAGACGACAGACGAAUGCGGCGGCUACCGGGGCUGGUGUUGCGGGUUUGGGGAGUGCAGGUGGGUCGGAGGACUCGGGUACCGGUGCGACGGGUGCGCAGGGAAGCCCGUCCGAUGUGGCCGCCGCGAUGCUCGCCAAGCUGCAGGGCGGAGAGGAUGCGGUAGGGGGAGGCGAACCGAGUGCGAGUGCGUUUAGGACGACGAGGAGACGGGAUCGUAGGUCGGGUCGGGAUGCGCCCGCGUUGCCACAGGCGGUCAAUGCGACGCAUGUGGCAAUGGCAGAGGACGACGAGCCGGCAGUGACGAGCGACUCGAGCCCUGCACUGUCGCAGCAGACGCACGCGCCGGCGGUGGUGACGGAGACGCAAGCAGAGUCGACGACGGCGGCGGUCAUCCCGGCCUCGACAUCACGCAAUAUCGUCACGCCGCUGGCUGAGACACGGCAUGACGAGGAAGAACACGAGGAAGGAGAGGAGGAGGAGGAAGAGGAGGCGGCAUUCGAAGACGCCCUCCCAGCGCCACCUGUCCGGCCCGCACCACGCAAGAGCGAUGCAGCAGCGCCCAGCUCGGACCUGGAGUGGUUCGACCCGGAUCUGUCGGGCUUCAGUGCUGCCGGGCAGAGUAUUUCUUCCAGUGGCGCAUAG